UCUGCAGUAUCUCUCUCAGUUAAUAAUUCUUUCCCCUUCUUCUCCCUCUCAGUAUCCUCCUCUUCCUCGCGCCUCCAGAAACCCUUUCCCUCCUCUUCCAUCCGCCAAAUCCCCCACAAACCCACUCCCAAAACCCGCCUCCUGACCCAGAGAGACCCUUCGCGCGAUCUCGAAUUCGAAGUUUCCCUCACUCGGAAGGUUGCAGUUCUACCCAUGGAUUCAGAUCAGGGGAAGCUUUUCAUUGGUGGGAUUUCAUGGGAGACGUCGGAGGACAAGCUCAAGGACCACUUCGGUCAAUACGGCGACGUCCUGCAGACCGCCGUCAUGCGAGACAAAACCACCGGCAGGCCGAGAGGUUUUGGGUUUGUCGUGUUCGCUGAACCUUCCGUUCUCGAUAGGGUUCUUCAGGAUCAGCACACCAUUGAUGGUAGAACGGUUGAGGCAAAAAGGGCAUUGUCAAGAGAGGAGCAGCAAACCAAUGUCAAAACUGGUAAUUCUAACUCUGCUAGAAGCACCGGUGGUGGUGGUGCAAGUGUUAGGACUAAAAAGAUUUUUGUCGGUGGAUUGCCUCCCUCAUUGACCGAAGACGGCUUCCGCCAAUAUUUCGAAUCUUAUGGCCAAGUUACUGAUGUAGUAAUCAUGUAUGACCAAAACACGCAGCGGCCCCGUGGGUUUGGAUUUAUUUCCUUUGAAUCUGAGGAUUCGGUGGAUCGAGUGUUGCACAAAACAUUUCAUGAUUUGAACGGGAAGCAAGUAGAAGUGAAGCGGGCUCUUCCUAAAGAUGCCAAUCCUGGUGGAGGCAGUCGCUCCUCUAUGGGCGGUAAUGGUGGUGGUUAUCAAAGCUAUGGCGCUUCUGGUGGGAGUGCAGUAGGCUCAUAUGAUGGUAGAAUGGAUUCAAUGAGGUAUAUGCAGCCACAGGCAGCUGGAGGCGGAUUUCCUCCUUAUGGAUCAUCUGGCUACAGUGGACCUGGAUAUGGUUACAGUGCUGCUGCAAGCAAUGGAGUUGGAUAUGGUGGCUAUGGAGCUUAUGGUGGUGCUAUUGCAGGGUAUGGAGCUCCUGCAGGCGCACCUUAUGGAAACCCCAAUGUACCAAAUGCUGGUUAUGGUAGUGGUCCACCUGGUGCUCCUCGAAGUUCUUGGAAUAGUCAAGCUACCCCUGGUUAUGGUGCAAUGGGCUAUGGAGGUGCUGCUGCUAGUGGUGGCCCAGGGUCGACUCCAACAGGCCAAACACCUACUGGACCGGGCGGGUAUAAUCAAGCAUAUGGAUAUGGUAGCUAUGGGGCAAAUGAUGGGUCUUAUGGGAAUCCAGCUGGUUAUGGUGCUGUUGGAGGAAGGUCAGGUGGUACACCAAAUAGUACUCCUGGAGAACUACAGGGUAAUGGUGGAGGCGGCUAUGGGGGCGGUGGUUAUGGUGAUGCAAAUGGGAGUGCAGUAUAUGGUAAUGCAGCAUGGAGUUCCGAGUCCUCACAAGGUUCUGGGAAUUAUGGAUCACAAGCUAAUGGUGGUGCUCAUAGUAGUCAGCUUGCUUAUGGUGGUGGUGGAUAUGGAAGUGCUCAGGCUCGACAAGCUCAGCAACAUUAAAUUUCGUGGACCGAUCUCCAACAUCUAAUGCUGUGUGUGUUCCUGAUGGGAUGAUGCUGGCUCAAAGUUGGGUAGAUAUUCACUCUGGGGGCGCCGGUUGGAUUGCUCAAUUCCCAGUAGUUUGCACUACCUAUUUUGCUAGCAGUACAUCUAAUAAGUAGUUUUGUUAUGACAUUUUCGGAUGCCCUUAAUAUUUUGUUUACUGAGUGUAGCUUUAAUUUGGCUUUCUUAUAUCAUUUGUCUGCUAUAUUUGCUGUGGAUUUUUCACCAUCAACCGUAGUGUUUGAUUUAGUGUGCAUGCAACCCGUCUUCCUCUGGUACAUCAUUAACUCACUAUCAUUUUUGUGACUUCUAACUAGCAGUUGCCAUGAAACCUUUGCAAAACUCAAGGUUAGAUAGGCUUGAUGUAAAUUGAGAUAAGGGGAUAUAGAGAUGAGUAGAAGUCCAUCCUUUGAUUCUGUGAUAGCAGUGAAGCAAAUAGAUAGUUGGGUAGAGAUAAUGAUAGCUAGCGGUAGUUCUCACUUUGAGGAUGGCAUAAUCAUUUUCUCCCCCGCUCUAUUUGUUGCACUUUGUGUUUGUACAGGAGGAGAUGCUCGAGUUCAAAAGGUGUGAGUUAGUUGGAGAUCCCCCCUAGCAACAGAGUGAAUGGAAUUUGAGAGGACUUGAUUGGUUGGGUUUGUGAACUCAAUUCCUUGAUGCAGAUUCCUGGCAUCUCUGUUGGGCUGAUGGAUAUUUGUGAGGCAGACAGAAAGAUUGUGGUACGUUGGCUUACAUAUAGCAGUGCUUUUGUCUGAAGCUCUUGCAGUCAUUCUUUAGGCUAUACAUUCAUUAGUGAGGUAAUUGUUCUGAGAGGUACUAGAAGUAGUUGGUUGCUAAUUUACUAUUCGAAGAUUUGGAUUGAAAUCAGUGAAAGCUUUUUGAUGGUUCUGGGAAGUUUUUAUUCUUGACUCACCGAAUAGUAGGUCGAAUGCUAGUAUAGAUAGUCUUACUGGUCUUUUAUCGGUUGUGAUUUGCUGACCCUGAGGGGCAAUCUAUCUAACCAAUCGUCUUCCUAGCAACAUUUAUUGGCAAUGGGCGUCUUUGUGGUCCUGGUCGAUUCUGUUUUCGUCUGAAUGUUUGUGUUUUGGGUAUAAGAUGUAUGCAGUAUUAGU
Molecule: messenger RNA, 2732 nt
Organism: Linum tenue
Lineage: Eukaryota; Viridiplantae; Streptophyta; Magnoliopsida; Malpighiales; Linaceae
Source: the annotation of a GenBank genome assembly